Messenger RNA from Paramecium primaurelia, 8659 nucleotides. NCBI's taxonomy places the organism in Eukaryota, Ciliophora, Oligohymenophorea, Peniculida, Parameciidae. The record is from the annotation of a GenBank genome assembly.
AUGUAAAAAAACUUAUUUAAAUUAUUUUUACAAAUCCUAGAUUGUCAUUAUAUAAAAAUUAUAUUUAUGAUAAUAUUCAUUUAUCUUCAUUGUUUGUAUUCAACAAAGUCAUUUGAAAUAUAAACUUUAGAUCCUUUAUAUUAAGUAGCACAUUAAUAAGUGAUGAUUGGUGAUAAAGAUUUUGCACCAACUAAAUAUUUUAGUUAUGGUAUUUGGUCGAAAUAUAAUCCACUAAGCCCGAUACCUUAGACUGGUCCUGUUGGAUUGUUUGAUAGUAAUUGUUAUCAACUUCAUCACAUUCUUGAUUAGAGAAGCAAUGAAAUAAAUUUAAUAUAUUACGAUUGUUUAGAUUAUGAGGCAAACUUAAUAACAAAAUCAAUAAAGUUUGUUAAUAAUGAAAAUCAAUAGAAAACAUAUGAAAUAGAAAUUGAACCGUUUGAAUAUGAAGAUUUUUGGUUCUUUUUAGAAAUUAUUUAAUGGCCUUUUUAAAAAAGAUUUGAAAUUUUGAUAAUAUCAUAAUAGAAAACAAUAAUUCAUAAGAUUGAUGAAAUAAAUUUUCCAUUCAAGGGAAUAGAUCUUUAGUUUACUUUUGGAAGUAGUUUGAUUGUAAGUAAUCCCAUAAUCGAAUCAAUAUAAAAAGAUUAAAAAUUUUCAUACUUUCCUGGAACUAUUAUCAUAUAAAGGUUUAAGAUAGAAGAUGAACUUCUAGUAUUUGAUUGGUUUGAAUAUGUGAAAAGUAUUUUUGAAUAAUAUGAAUUUUGUAUUUGUUAGGGAAAUACAAUCUAAAAACUUCAAGAUUAGAAUAUAAAAUAUUUGUUUAAAGGAGAAUUUGUUUCAGAUAAUUAAAAUUGUGAUUCUUUUAUUUUAUCAGGUUGGUUUAAAAUAUAAGAAAUAAUAAAUGAACAAGAUUCAUUUACAUAUCCAUUUAUAAAAUUAGCAGCCAAUUUUGAGGAUCCUAAUUUAUCUAGUGAUAAUCUAUCCCCUCUUAAUAUAAAAUACAAAAUAUCAGAUAUUUAAAAUUAGGUUAUUGUAACCACAUACAGUUACACAUUUCCAACAGUAUCAAUAGAUUUUUCUAAUAAUCCAUUUUUAAUAGAGAAACAAUUUGAUAUUGUUCAUAAUAUGAAAUUAUGGCAUAAAAUAUAAGUAAAAUUAGUUCAAAAUAUUAUGGACAUUUAAAUAACAUUUUAUGAUGAGUUUACUGUUCAUGAAUAUAGUCAUUAAGUAGAAGUUCGUCAAUUUUAAUAGUAAUAAUUUAAAUUAUUAUAUGGAAAUAUCUAAUAACUUAAAAAAAAUUACUUACAGUUAUAAAUUCGAAACUUCUUUUUAUUAAAUUGUGAUGAAACUUUUUCUGAUUAAAAUUGUCAUUACAGUUGUUAAGAAUGUGAUGGUCCUACAAAUGAAAAUUGUCUGUCAUGCUCAGAAGAAUCAAAAAGAAUUUAUUUACCUGAACAUAAAGUAUGCGUUUGUCCUGAAAAUACUAUUGAUGAUUAAAUAUGUAUUGGUUAUAAAGAGGCAAAUUUAGAAAUUAUGGAUGAACCUUUCAUUGAUAAUGAAUGCUAAUAUGGUUAUUUUGAAUUAAAUAAUGAAUGUUACAAAUGGUAAUUAAUAUAUUAUAUAUAUAGUCCAUCAAUUAUAAGGAAAGAUUUAAUUAUUUGUUUAGAUUGUGUAUAAAACCCUAAAUAUUUUAGUAAAAAAUUAUAUUGCUUAGAAGAUUUAUAUCUAAGUUAAACAAGUAAUACGGAAAAAAUACAAUAUAGCCAAUUGGAUUAAUUUCUUUUUGAUGGAGAUGAUUUUCAUAUAUAUCAUGGGAAUGAACAAUAAAUAUAGAUUGAUGAUGAAGAAUAAUUGUACAUUAAUUUUUAAUAAGAAUCAGUGACUUUCGACUAUUUCUGCUAAAAUAUUAAUAUAUAUUAUAGAUGUGAAGAAUUUAUAUAUAUAAAUUGCGAAGUAUACUAUUUUUCAAUUGUUGGAGUAAUAUGUAUAUAAUGUGAUCGUUUUUAAAUACUGAAGAAUGGUUAAUGUAUUUAUCCAGAUGAUAAAAAAUAUUGUCAUACACCUUAUUAUAUAACACAUACUAAUGAGUGUAAGUUAUGCUUAAAACAAAAUUGCAUUUAUUGUUUUGAAUACUAAAAUGAUGAAUCUUCUUUUAAAAGUACCUUAUAUAAAAAUUUCGGAAAUUUUAAUGAAGAUUAAAUAAUAUUAGUUGGCUGCGCAAUGUGUUAAGAUGGAUAUAUUUUUGACUUUACUAUUGGAGAAUGCUAAAGAUAAUAAUCGAAAAUAGAAACAUGUUUAAGAUCAUUUAUAAAUUAAAAAGGUAUUGAAAUGUGUACUUUAUCCUCCUAAACAGAUUUUAGUGUUGCACCUGAAAUUAUAAAUUGUGAGAAAUAUUAUUCUAAUUGUUAGUAAUGUGUGCUUACUCCUAAAUCAAAGCUAUAAUGUGUAUUAUGUAAAUAAGGAUAUGUUAGUUCAGUGAUAACAGGAAAUUGUUAAGAUAUUUCUUAACCUGAAUUAUAAUAAAAUAGUAUUUACGUAACUUAAGGAGACUAUUUGGAAGAUGAUGGAUAUAUUCAAACGCUUUAAAGUUUUUUAAUGUUAUUUUUACCUGAUAAAUAUUAUUAUUCAUAUUCUCCAUAAUAAUUAGUAGAGUUUUCAAUUAAAUGUUAAUAUGGAUAUGAAUUAACAAAAGAUUUAUAGUGUAAAGAAUAUUGCGAAAGCGAUUGCUUAAAUUGUUAAAAGGAUAAAAAUAAUUUUAUAUGCAUGACAUGCUAUUUAAAUUACUAUAGAAAACAUAUAAAAAGUGAAAUAAACGGAAAAUGUAUUACUUGUUCUAAUUUAUGCCAAUUUUGUGAAUAAAGAAAUUAGAUUGUAAUUUAAUUAAAUAAAUUUUAGGAUUAUUUAUAUGAGUUAUCAUCAAGUAUUUAAGAGAAAGAGUCAGAUAAUUAAUUUUCUAUGAAAUGUUUAAAACCAGUUGAUCAUCCUAAUAUAAUCAUGAAUCCCUAUCUCUAAAUUGCUAAAUACUGUUUAAAAGAGAAUUGCUAAAAUUAAUUUUCAAUUUCAAGGUAUUUUACUUAAUGUUAAUACAAUUCUCAUCGUUAAAGUAUCUAUGAAGAAGAUAUAAAUUAUAAAUAUUGUAAUCUAGUUGGGGUAGAUUAAAUGACAAUUAAUUAUAUUAUUUAAUAUGAAGAAUUGGAUAUUGAAUGUGAUUUCUCAAAUGAAGAACCAUUUUUGAACAAUUUUAAGAAAAAAAUCUUUACUCUAAAGAAAACAAAAUCAAUUUUUUAUGCUUUAAAUAAUAAUCUUAUAGUUACAUCUAGAAAAAUAAAUAUUAUAAAUUUUGAUUCAGUGGAAGUCAAAAACAUAACAUUAAUAUUAUUUAAUGGGUUUAAUAUACAAAACAAUAACAAUAAAGUGGAUAUAACAUUUAAAAAUAUCAUUAUAAAUAGAUCUAACAUUACUGAAAUUACAAUUCUUCCUACUUCAGUUUAUGGAAGUAUUCUUAUUUAGGAUGUUUACAUUAUAGAUUCUAUCUUUGUUAAUUCAAAAUUUUUUGAGGUUAAUAAACAAUUCUUUUAAGUUAAGAUUCAAAAAUUAACAUUCAAAAAUAGUCUCUUAAAUAACUCAUUAUUAUUCAACAUUGGCUAUAACUAAAAAAUGAUAACUAUUGAAAAUAUCAUUAUCGAAAAUUGUUCAAUGUAUAAUUCUUCAUUUUUCUAUUUUGAAACAGAUUUGAUCAAUUAAAACUAAAUCAAAUUAUUUGAUAUUGAAAUUUAUUAAUGUAAUUUUACUUUUUCUUAUUUUAUCAACACCAAUACUUAGUUUGAAAUAAUCGGAAAUAAUUUAUUCUUCCAUAACAAUAAUCUUUAAAAUUCAGUAAUUAUUGGUUUUAAUGAUAAUUUAGAAUUAAUUACAAUUAGAACAAGUCAGAAUAAUCUAAUAGAAUCUUCAAUUAUAUCAUCAUUAUUGAUAAUAAAUUAAUAAAGAGUUGUGUGUAAAAUUGAUGAUUUUGAAGAUAAUUAAAGUUUUUUUUAAGAAUCAAGUUUGAUAAGUAUUUAUUCUAGUCUUUAAAUCAAUAAUUUUAUUGUUACAAUUAAAAAUGUUAAAGUUUAUGAAAAUCAAAUACUUAAUACUUUUUUAUUAGAAAACUCAUUAAUAAAAUUACAUUGUCAUUAUUUUCAAGUCUAAAAUGCCCAAUUUUUUUAGUUGUAAAAUAUUAUUGUAUUUUAUCUUUUCGAAAUUAAUUAGAUUAUUUUUGAUUCUGUAAUAUUUGAGAAUUCAUAAUAAGAACAUAAAGUUCCUGUUUCAUCAUUUUGUAAUGAAUAAGUCUAAUUUAAAAGUUAACUAUUAAAAGUUAUAGGCUUUCAAUAAUUAUCAUUGUCUAACAUUAAAAUUGUAAAUCAAUUUAGUAUCAAUUAUUCAAUAAUUGAUAUAAAUUUUAGUGUCUAGUAUAUUAUUGAUUUAAUUGGAUAAAUAAUACUAACAAACGUAUAAUUUUAAGGGAAUAUUUUGUUAAAGGACAAAUAAGCCACUUUAGUAUCUUUAGUAAAUAUAUAAUCUCAAUUUAAUUUAAAUAUUAAAUUAAUUAAUAUUUAGUUUACAUAAAAUAUACUAAAUUAAUAAAUUGACGAUCCAUUUGAUACAUAAACUAAUUUAUUACAUAUAAGUUCAUUAGACAGUUUUGUUUACAUAAAUCAUAUAUAUUGCUACUAAAAUGCAUUAACUAAUUCAACUAAUCAAUUUAUUACUAUUACUGCUACUUUGAUUGAAGUUUAUGACUUCAUAUUUAUGAAAUAAAAUAUGUUACCAUAAACAUUAUGGUAGUAAUUUUAUGAUUUUGAAUUAGAUGAUGAAUAUAAUCAACAACAAAUAACAUCAAUAAUUCAAUCAACUUUUAAAUUAUUAAAUUAAGGAAUUUAUAUUGUAGCUUCUACUUUUAUUUGUAGUGAUAGUAUAUUUUAAGAUAUUAUUGCUUUGAAAAGUUCUAUAUUUUAAAUUAACACUUAACGAGAAGGAAUUAUCAAAAUAAACAAUAUUUAAAUAAAUAAUGUUCAAAUUAAUCUAAAAGAAAGUGGUAGUACAGGUUGUAUAAGCAUAGAUUCAACUAACAGUCUUUUAAAUAUUGAGUUAAAACAAAUAAAAUUUACAAACAUUUUUAAUAGAAUGGCUGCAUCAUUAUUUACUAUAACACCAUCUUUAAAACAAAAUAUUAUUCGUUUAAAUAAUAUUGAAAUUAAAAAUUGUCUUUCUUUAAUUAAUUCAAUAAUUUUUAUUAAAUUUUUGGCAUAAACUAUGUCACAGAGCUUAGUAAGUAUUAAUAAUUUAUCAAUUUAUUAAAGUGAAGAAGUAUGGAUUUAAUUAUAUUCCUUGAUUGGUUAAAUAAAAUUAUCAGAAUUAGAUAAUAUAUUGAGUUAAGAUAAUGCUAUGAUUUUUCUAGAAAAUUGCAAAACAGAAAUUAAAAAUCUCAAUUUUGAAGGAAUAAUAAUUUAUCCAAUAUUAAAAUUUUAGAAUGCUUUUAAAUUAAAGCUUUUAGAUUGUAAUCUAGUAUCAGUAUAAAGAAUAUAUUCAUUUGAUCUUAUACACAUAUCUUAAACCUUAUAAACUCAAUCAACAAUUUCUAUUGAAAACCUAAAGAUAAUAUAGACUGAUAAUUAAUAUCAAAAAAAUGUUGGUAUUCCUAUUUAAUUGGAUUUAAAUUAUAAAAUUGUAGGAUGUAAUGUUUGGAGACCUACAUAAAUAAUAUCAGAAAUUAUUUUCUCAGAUAUUAUAAGUUAAAUGUAAUCAUAUAAUUAGCAAUCAAAUCAGAUAAUGUAUGUGAAGAGUAUUUCUCAAUAAAAUUUGCUUAUGUUUUAAUAGAUAAAAUUAAUGAAUAAUAAUGGAUCAGACUUUUUAAAUGGAAUAAUGACAUUUGAAUUAUAAAAGUUCAAAAUAUUGAAGUUAAGUGAUAUUUUUUGCUAUAUGAAUAGUAUGAGAGAGAAUGGUUGUAUUCAUUUUUUGAUUUAAAAUUUUAUUAAUUAAACUGUUGGAAUAAAAGAUUCUUAUUUCAUAAAGAAUAAUGGAAGCAAAGGUGGGGCUAUUUAAAUUUAAAAUGUUAAAUUAAGGAUGAGGAAUUGUAAAAUAAUGUAUAAUUAAGUAAGCUAAUCUGGUGGAGGAUUAUUUUUAUAAUAAAAUGGUUCUGAUUUUUUAAUUAAGUCAACAAUAAUUAUUGAUAAUGAAGCAUUAAAUGGAGGAGGUAUUUAUUUUAGUUAAGAUACAACUUUACAUCAACAUAAUUUUAUAAAAUCCUUGUUACUAUUCAAUAAAGCAAUAGAAUUUGGAAAUAAUCUAAUUGAAUCCCCUCAUCAUUUAGAAUUACUAUUGAACAACAUGGAAAUGUAAUCUAAAAAGUAAAUCAUUAAAUAAAUUUUAAAUUGUUAGUUAAUUCUUAAACCCUAUAAAAUAAUUGAAUAAGGAAUGUCUUUUUUUACUGAUUAUUUAAUGAUACCAAGUAAUUAAAUUAUUUAAGGAUAUUAAAUAUAUGAGCCUAAAAGCACUCAAUAUUAUUCUUAUAUUACAAAUUUUGGUCUUAUUCUAAAGAAUGGUUUAAAUGAAUAACUUCCGAAUUCUUAUAAUACUAAUUGCAUUUUUAUUAGUAAAAUUAUUAAUGAGGAAAGCUUAGAUUAAGAAGGAAAGUAGACAGAUCAAAAAAUUUUGCAAUUUGAUUAUGAAAAGGAUUACUAUGAAUUAGGUUCUCAUUCAUUCACUCUUGAUCCUUAUGAUUCAGAAAAAAAACUAUUAUAAAUUGAAAUUAGUUGUUAAUCAUCUGAGAAAUUGAAGAUUUUAAAUUAUAUAAUAAAAACAAAAAGCUUGAGAUGUUAACUUGGAGAAUUUUAUAUAAAUUCUGGAUGUUAACCUUGCUCCUCAAGUUAAGGGUUUUACUCUGUAGAAUAUGAUGCAAAAAAAUGUUCAAUAUUUGAUUAAACAAAAUUUAAAAAUAUCACUGAAAAUAAUAUAGAACUACAGGAAGGAUUUUGGAGACCUAAUUAUUUAUCAGAUAAAAUAGAAGAAUGUUUUAAAAAUUUAAAGUUUUGUAAAGGUGGCUGGGGAUAGGGAAAUUAAAUAUGUGAUUUAGGACAUAUAGGAGCAUUAUGUGAAGAAUGUGAUAUUUAUAAUAUAAGAGGAGAUGGAAAAUAUUUUAAAAAUCAAUAGGAUUCAUAAUGUAUAUCUUGUUAUGGUGUAUAGGAUAGUAUAAUUCCAUUUAUAGCAGCAUCACUUUGGUAAUUUAAUUUAAUAUUUAGGUCUUUUAUAUCUAUAAUUAUAACAUUAAGAAGUAUUGAAUAGUCAAAUUAAUUAUUUAAAUGUUUAAAAUUAUAAUAAAGGUUUAGUAAAAUUAUAUUUAACUUAGAAUAAGGUAUAUAAAAUAUUUAUUUAUAGGGCAUGAAAGUUUUUUAAUAAAAAUGUUAUUAAAUUAUUUAUGGAUUUUUUCUGCUAUUUUUACAUUUAAUAUCCAAUUUUCUUUUUCAAUUGGUUUUGUUGAUUCUGCAAGUAAUACUUCUUACUCAAUGACUAAUAAUUUAGACUGUUAUUUAUCAGAAAAUCAAACAAUAAAAUUGAUUUAUUCUAAAAUAUUAACAAUGCUUGUACUAAUGAUAUUAUAAUUUAUAUUUAUAAUAAUCGGAUUUCUUUGUUAUAAUUGCUAUUAAAAGAUUGGAUUGAGGAAUUUUAAUUUGGAAAUAAUUUCAAAUACAUUAUUAUACCUUUAUAUAUCUAAUUAUGGUGGAUUAGUUAAAAUGUAAUUCUAUUUAAAUUAUUUAGGUAUUUUUCCAUUCUAUCAAAAAGAGAUGUUUCAAAUUAGAGUUAUAUCUAAGGUGAUGUUUCUCUCCUUUUUGGAUCUAGAGAGCAUUUAAUUUGGAUAUACUCUUUUGUUAUACCUGGAAUAGGAAUAUUUAGUUUGCUAAUUCCAUUUUCACUUUUUAUUGUCAUGUAUAUUAGAAAAGAUUAACAUGAUAAUAUUAAAAUAAGAAAACAUUUUUGUUAUUUAAUUAAUGAAUAUAAUGUAAGUAGCUAUUUUUGGGAAGACAUAAAGUUAAUUAAGAAAACAAUUAUAAUUCUAAUUUUAACAUAUUUUGAAACUUAUAUUUUACUAAAAGCAUCAUUAUUAGGAUUAAGUUUACUUUUUUAUCAGUUAAUAGCUUUUAACAAAAAACCUUAUAUUCUUUCUAAUUUCAAUAGCAUGGAUUUAUUUUCAGCACAAAUUUGUUCGAUAUCAAUUUUCCUUGCUGCAACUAAAUAUGUAGCAGAACAAGAAAAUAACUAGUUUUCAUCUAUAUCACUUUAGACCAUAAUUGUUCUUCUUUGUAUUAAACUUUGUUACUCAUUUAUCAAAAGUAUAUUAGAAGUUUACUUUAACAAGUACUUUAUAUUAGUUUUAAAUUAUUUAUACAUAAUUUUUAAUAAGAUUUCAUCAAAUUCAAUCUUUACAAAAAAGUUAUAAAAUUAUUUGCAAAAGUCAAACUAAAGAAAUAAUAGAUUAAAAAUAUUGAUCAAAAAACUUAGAUAACACCUGUUAACGGUUUCUAAAGCCUAGCUUGAAAAUCACAGAAAAAUUUUAAGCACUUAGAUAAAAAAAACAUAAUCCUGGGGGUCUGAAUAAAAAUACCUUUUAAAGAUAGAUACUGAAUGA